GAUGGACGCGCGGUGCCCCACUCCCCAUCCCGAGGGCUGCACACCUCCGAUCAUCCCCACCAGAAUCGCCGAUACACCACGCGGUCGUGUGUCGUCCCUGCGUCCUCCCGCACACGACAUACGUCGGCCGCCACGCGACCAGUGCACACGCACAUCCUGCAGCAGCAGCAGCAGCAGCAGCAGCAGAAGCACAACGGCAGCCAAACAGCGGCGACAGCCAACGGCCGAGAGUGCGUCCAAGCCCGGCCGCGCGCUUCUUCCUCCACGAGCGCGCACGCGACCGCGAGCGGCGUCGCGGGUAGCCGCGGCACGUGGGCGCUGAUAAACUCCCGCCGCAAGAGACAAGUGCUCCGCCGAAGGACCGAGUGCUCCUUUCGCCGUCCCGCCCGCCGCGCGGCACUGACCUUCCGCAAGAGGUGACGAGGUCGCGCGCGCUACCUUCAAUCGUCCGUGAAGAAAUUACCUCCGAGUUCGGGGCCCUCCGGAUUCGGAUUUUUUCCCCCCGCAAUUCGGAAACCCCGUUACGCGAGUUAAUUACGAGUUUCGCUUUUUUUUAUUUGUGUAUGGAACCACUGCCAGACGUCCAGCAACAAGACAUCGUCCAGGAUUUUGUGAGUCGUGUAAGCCCUCGUGUUCUUCAAUCACGAUUACUCGAUGGGACAUUUGGAUUAUAGACAAUAGACCUGGUGAAGACGGAAUGAUUUUUAAUCUGAAUCUGAAGGAAUUCUACGGAUCUUUGUGUAAGAACAGUGUUUGAACUUUAAACGGAUAAAAGAAAACCAAGCGACGUGGCAUCAUGUUCAUCCGAUGACAACGGUGUCAUUCGCGAGUUACAGUUGUCAGUGUCGCUCGAUCGCGACACUUCCGUCACCUGCUGCAGCGACCGAUUGACACGGUCGAUGUUUAUCGAGGGCUGCUAACGGUCAUUCUUCAUCGUCAUUUCGACCGCGAUGUGUCCGCUGCAAUGACAUCUUCCCCGUGCAUCGUUAUGGCAACAACGUGUCGCAUCGGGCGGUAGCGUACGUCAUAGUCGUCGACUCUGAGCAUCUUCACGAGCCCUCGAACCGGGCUUGAUUAUCGAUCGCGUCGAUCCAUUCCUCGUUGAGUCCUCCCUCCUUCACGGACGCAACAUGUGGCGGGUGGUGGUCGCGCGCUCCGACGACAACAGCACUCUGCUGUCCUCCGAGAUCACUUCCGGCGCGGUCGCGCCCGGUCACCUGUCGACGCUGCCGGCGCCGCCGUCGGGUCACCAUUGGGGCUACCCGCCGCCGCCGCAUCAUCCGCCGUAUCAGCCGCCCCCGCAGCACCCGGACAUGCGUCACCAUCACGACAUGCGUCCGCCCGUCACUCACGGCGAGCUCCGACACGCUGCGAUUGCGACCCCCGGCGACCUGAGGAGUCAGGAGCUGGCGCGACACGAGAUGCAGCGACCGGACCUGCGACACUCGACGGAGAUGCAGAGGCAUCAGGAGGUGCAGAGGCACCAGGAGCUGUCGAGGCACGACAUCGCCAGGCAUCAGGACAUCCGGCACCAGGACAUACCGGGCAUGAGGCCGGAGUUGUCGGAGCUCCGCUCCAAUCAUGAGUUUCUGGAGCUGAAGAUCGACACGGAGUUGAGGAGUCAGGAUAAUGGCCAGCAACAACAACAGCAACAACAGCAGCAGCAGCAGCAGCAGCAACAACAGCAGCAGCAACAGUCGCAGCAAAAUCAGGGACACCAGCAAAGAAAUCUGAAGAGAGCCAUGAGCGACUCGGACUGCGACGAUGUGUUCUCGGAGGAAAGCGGCAAAGAGCCAUGCAACUCGCCCGGCGGAGACUCAUGCCAGCACGCGUCGCGCAAACGCAGGAGGGGGAUGAUCGAGAAGAAGCGGCGCGACAGGAUCAACGCGUCCCUCGGCGAGCUGAGGAGAUUGGUCCCGGCGGCAGCGCGGGAUCCGCACAGCGGAAAGCUGGAGAAGGCCGAGAUUCUGCAGCUCACCGUCGAGCAUCUGCGCACGCUUCGCAGCAAGGGGCCGGAGGGUUACGACAGCACGAAGCUGGCCAUGGAUUAUCACGCUGUAGGCUGGGGCGAGUGCGCCGCCGAGGUCGGCCGCUACCUGGUGACCAUGGAGGGUCUGGACGAGAGGGAUCCCCUACGGUUGCGCCUGCUGUCGCACCUGCAGAGCUUCCACCGCGAGCACCCGCCGUCAGCCGUGUCCACGGCGAUGCCCGCGGCUCCCACGACGUUGACGUCCACUUCCACUGCCAGCAGCUACGAGCCACCGCCGAGCACGGUGUCCGCCGGGAUGCCGCCUGGCCCGGGUGCCAUGCCGCCGCUUCUGGGCGGCGGCACCCUCGGUUGGGGUCAGUACCCGGGUCAGUAUCCCCAGCAGCAGCACGGGAAACCCUAUCGACCCUGGGGUGCGGAACUUGCGUACUGACCGUGAACUCUUGACGCGCAAUCGACGAAGGUUUGGCGCAAGGGUGAUACAAUUUUGGACGUGACAAACAUAAUUUUAUACAAUUUUUUAAAAAUAAAAUAUGUAAGAUACGCGCCUCUCUAAACGCUCUUUGUAUAUAUAUGUGUUCUUCCACGGAGAAGAAUGUAAAUUGUAUCACUUUUUGUGCCGACCUUUUCAUUUAUAAGACUUAAUUACGACGAUACAUUCGCGCUCAUGUUAACAAUCCGGGAAAAAAAUUCGUAUCAAAAUAGAUCAAAUUAUAUCAGAGCAGAUCUAAUUUUAUCGGCUUGUAAAAUUACAUCUGUUCUAAUAUAAUUUCAUGUAUAAUUGGAUCCAAAUUUUUUUCCGAAAUGUAAGUUUUUUUUUUCCCCCCCGAGAAUUGUUAAUGUUGUAAAUUAUACAGUUUGUAAUAUUUACGAUUAGCGGAAUGAAACAAGAGUAACAUGAGCCGCGAAUUUUGCAGCUUCCAUGUACAUACGAUAUACAUUUUGUACAAUGUUUUGAUACUUGGAACGUAUCUCAGGAACUUCCACAAUGAUCGAAUCUAUGUAUAUCAAUAUAUUUUCAAUGAGUGAGAUAAUGAUAGUCAUACGGGUACCUAACCGAAAAAAAAAAAAUAUUUAUUGAUAGGGAAAGAAUUGUAUAUACAAAUUGUACAUACGUUUUUUUGUAAAUAAUAAGACUUCGUAAUUCUAUCGGAUAUCUCGUAACCGGCGACACUCUGUAACCGGGGUUUUUUCUCCUUCACGCGUCGCCUCGUUCGUCACACUCGCGCUUGUCGCGUAGUGAUAAACGAUUGCGCGAGCGUGUAAAGUCCAGCGCCAAUAAAAAAGGGACGGAAAAAGGAAAAGAAUACGUCGCCGUCAUACGCAUUUGCAACCGUGCCAUUUACGCAUCUCAGUGUAUUCCGUGUGUGGGAGAAAUCCAAGUAUUUUUGCAAUACGAUUUUGUAAUAAAGGAAGGAAAAACACGAGGAGUAUACAAAUAUAGAAUCUUGUCGCUUGUGAUUUCCCCUUUUGCAUUUUUCCCCCGAGUUUUCCAAUAACGCGUUCCCGAGAAUCGAAAUGCACGCGAGUCAUAGGAAACCAAAAAUAUAUGUGAUCUAGGAAAUCUCAGCAUUCUCGUUACGCAAUCGCGUAGUUCCUGGAGAGACGCAAGAAAUCAGAGUCCUUCAUCGAUCAUUCGUGAAAUCACUAAACACUCGAUAUCGCCCAAACAUUCUUGAUGUUUACACGAUUCUACUUAUUACGAAAUCUGUUUACGAUUUUUGUGAUCGGAAGCGCCAGUGGCCGAAUUGGCGGAAAGCACGACAAAAACAAACGGUAGCAGUCGUCUUCUGAUUGCGAUUAUUUCAGCUUUUAUCGUCGAUAUUCUUGCAAAAAAAGAAUAUUUUUGUUUUGGGAAUAUCUUUAUUUUCAAAAUGAUAAAUGCUGAGAUAAGAUUAUGUAGCAUUAAACAGACGUAAUUUUUGUUUACACAAAAAAUUUUACGUAAGUAGUUUCAUUCAGAAAAAUGUAUUCUCAAUAAUUAGUAAUAAUUUUUAUGAGUUGAGAAGAAAGAAUAUCGAAUUGAAAAUAUCUUUAAAUCGGGAAUUACAAUUUUUAAUAAUAUUAUAAAUAAUCAUAUCGCACUUUAUAGGUGAUUUAUAAUAUUAAAAUAAAAAUAUAAUGUUUUGCUGAAAUUUGAGAUUAUCGAAUUUUUUCAAGAAGACUAGAUUAUAUGUAUAUAAACACGAUUAUCAUCGUUUCAUGUACUACAAGCAAAAAUUUAUACUUAUUUGACAUAUUUUUUGUGUGACAUCCGAGAUGAUCGGAGUGUCGCUAAUGUUACGCGAACGAAAGCAGAAAAUACAUUUCGAUCGAAGUCUAAUACGCGACUGCGGUUUCACCGGAAUUAACGGCUCUCUUUGACAUUUAUCGUACCUCCUUCCAUUUUUGUUUCAAAUACGGAUAAACUUUUAAGCACGUCCUUAAAAAAAAUAUAUAUAUAUAUAUACGCAUUUCGCGUCCGCUUCAGAAAGUCGAAGAAAAUGAUAGUCGCGGAUUCAUUAAUAUUACUACGAGGAAAAGGAAAUAACUUCGGACCAUGUAAUGUCGUAAUAUUUCGCAUCGCCGUGUCAUACGUGACAAACGAGCGAGCUUUGUGCGUUUUUCCCCUCAAGCGAAAUUGUGGGCGAGAAUUUACGCUUUCGGGGAAGAAGAGAAGGAGGAAGGGGCGAAGAACACGCUGCCGCUGCGCAAACCUUUUCUCAUGCAAAACUCUUUCGCAGAUGCGGAAUAUUCUCGGACACGUAGAACAAUGCGGAACAAUCCUUCCCGUUCGCAUUAUAUCCGCAAACCAGUUUUGCAACUCAUUAGCACCGCGACACGGUUUGCGUGUGCGCCCGCGCGCAUCUCUCUCCUCCUCCUCCUCCCUUUUUUUCUCUCCUUUUUUAACGAACUCCAAUGAUUAGCGGCUACUUUUGUUCUUUAGACGGCGCAGCGUCGACAAAACCCAAUUUUCGGGAAUUACUGAUAUUGCGCUGCCACGUGCGCCCCCAUUGUCCGGAGCGUGCUCGUUACGUACGCGGCGCGAUCCGCCUGUGGGUCGCACGCGCGCAUAAUCGCACGAAAAAAAACGCGUCCGCCCGGUCGCCUGUCAAAACUUGACGCCGCUCGUGGUUGGACGUGGAACGAUCGUCUUCUCAGUGUCAGUAGUGCGAGCUGCUCGACCUACAUUAAAAUUGCGGGCGACGCCACUUUAGAGGCGCGAUCGCGAGGAAAGCGAUAUAAUUACGAGGGUAUAUGCAGAGCGAGUGGUUUAUUCAGGAAACCGUAGCGUCGAGUUUCUCCUAAGAAUCGUAAGAUGUAAUUAAAUUUCUAAGUGAUUUUCGAAGAAACUUCUUGAGGGACUCUCAAGAGGCUUUCUUUAAGAGACCUUUAAAGGAAUCUUCGAUUUAACCUUAAAAUGCUUCUUAUACUUUUUUUUUUACAUUAAUAAGACCCUGGAUAAAAAUUCUACUGCAUAAUUAAGAUUAGUUCUUAGAUUUGUUUUCAGAUUUCAAAAAAUCAAUUUUUUUGACAUUUUUUAAUAGUACAGAUCUUGAAUGUGAAUUUUCAGUCAAACAAGAACUACAUUUAUAUAAAUUAGGAAUUUUAAUUUUCUAUUUUUGACAAUUAAUGCAUCGAGGAAUUUCACGACCAACAAGCCAAUAUCUUUUUUAAUACGUCCGUACAAAUUUGCAAGAAAUAUCCUUUCUAAUGUUUGAAAAAAUUUAUAAAGAACAUUCAAACAUCAACUGCACCAAGUUUCAAGUUUAUAGUUAUUACACUUCUUUCAAAAAGAUCUUAAAAGAAAAUAUAAAAAAUAGUACUAAAGGCGAGAAGCUAUUAGAAUUUUAAUCACAAAAACUGUAAUAUAAACUUGAAUUGAUCCAUUUGAAUGAAGAUUCACCCAGAAUAGCACUUUAGGACUAAACGGAACUCUAUAAUACCGUUGAGGAUUAAGAGAUAUAAGGAAAUUUAUGGCUCCGAAUUUCAAUUGCACGUUAAAACCCGAUAUCAAAAAGGGAAAAUCGUUAUCAAGUCCCUAGCGGUAUAAGUACAGACUAUUGUUACCCCAAGACAUUUGCGAAAGUGGGGCAGCGUGUCGUUAAAACGUUAUUAGAAGCAACGUGGAAUUACAUAGACGAUACUAUAAGUUAGCCGUAGCGAGGCACGUAUAACCGACUCUUAUUACAUGUUUCUCCAGCGUGAUCGUUAUACCGCCAGUAAUGAGAAAAUCGCCCGGGAUCGAUAUCCAUUACCAAUUCAAACGAAGGACUCUCCGGUGUAUCUUGCGAUACAUAUUGUGGCGCACACAUGUGUAACACCUUUACCGCGCGUCGUGCCGAUCAAUGAAGGCCUACGAUGUGAUGAUAUGGGAGGGAGGGUUCAUGGGAACACGUCCGGAAUUGUCAAUAAAACCAUUUUUAUUUACGACACUCACAUCCGCUUUACAAAGUCACAGCCUUAUCGAGACGAUAAAGUAUAUCAACACGCAUCAUCCAUAUUGUACAUCCAUAUUUUUUAAUAAUUCCUCUUUGUAUAUAUAUAAAUUCUGCAUCUAUACAUAUAGAUUGUAAGUCAUUAAAGCUCUUCUUUUCUUUUCUUUUUUUAUUUUCUUCUUCUUCCUUUUACAAAUCAACCCGGUAGGAAGAAUGGAAACGUAUCUCGAUACUUUUUGGGUGAAGAUUGACUUUUGCGCGCCUUGAGCAAAGGUGCCGGAAACGAUCGGAAAUAGAAGAACUCGGUACGAGUGAUCAGGCCGGUGCGACUUAUUGCAUAAGUAUACCCUCGAUAUUCGGCGAAACGUAAAUACUCAAAAUAAAUCUUACGUAAGAGGAUCGUUCGUAGAAUCGUUUUAGAAUUAUAAAAAUGGCUCGUGUUUUUUAGGUAAAUGCGCGGCUCUCCCCCUUCGGAAUUGAAAACUCCAACAAGUUUAAUACCCUGUAUCGAGGGUCGGUUGUAUCGGCUGACUAAUAUAACGGAUGCACCUCGACCGCGCGAAAUGUAUCGAACAUCUAGGACAAUUAUACAAGUAAAAGUGACACUGCGUGAAUCGAAAAAGUCGAAAACUUUUUGUUUCUUAGAAAUCUCAUCUGUGCCCCGGAUAAAUAGCGGGGAGGAGGGAGGGGGGGCAUAUAAUCGAGGUGUGCCCUACUCGAUCGAAUCUCUGACAUUUUGAUUCGUAUAAAGCCCCGGGUGCCGCGGACAGACAAAUGCGUCGGUGUGUGGUUAAGUGAAAGAAGUGGGUGGAAUUUCAAUUUUCCCCCCGGUUCCUAUCCUAAAUAUCGUGAUUGUUCAAUUCUAAUCGCUAGUUUAAUCGCUCGAGAAAUCUCUCUCCUCGGGGUUCACAAUUAGAGAUAUAUAGUAUAUAUAUAUAAAUUAUCUGGACAGUAAAGUGUCCCGCCGCGUGCUGGUGCGUGUCUGGGACAUCCGUACUCGCGGACGGGCUCGCGAGAGUAAUUGGUCACCUAAAAAAAAAAAAAAAAAA
Messenger RNA from Monomorium pharaonis (pharaoh ant), 7454 nucleotides. RefSeq names its product hairy/enhancer-of-split related with YRPW motif protein 1 (gene Hey). Gene Ontology annotation, biological process: regulation of neurogenesis; anterior/posterior pattern specification; regulation of transcription by RNA polymerase II. The coding region runs from base 1131 to 2420 and encodes 429 amino acids. Lineage: Eukaryota; Metazoa; Arthropoda; Insecta; Hymenoptera; Formicidae. The transcript is spliced from 3 exons. Gene Ontology annotation, cellular component: nucleus. The record is from RefSeq and is a predicted model, not a curated record. Gene Ontology annotation, molecular function: DNA-binding transcription factor activity, RNA polymerase II-specific; protein dimerization activity; RNA polymerase II cis-regulatory region sequence-specific DNA binding.